AUGACGGGGACCAAGAAGAUCCAUACGACUCCUUACCACCCACAGAGCAAUGGCUUAGUCGAGUGCCUACACCGGACUCUAAAGGCUGCGCUCAUGUACGACGGUUCUGCCCCAUGGCCUGAUCGUCUGCCCCUGGUCCUGCUCGGCCUCCACGCCUGCUACAAGGAGGACCUUGAAGCCUCGCCAGCAGAGCUUCUCUUUGGCACCACGCUCCGUAUUCCAGGAGAGUUUUUUGUAGAGCAGAGCUUUCCGGAAAAUCCGCCAGCAUUCGUCGCUAGGCUCAGAGCCGUCAUGAGUCAGCUCCGAGCGGUUUCGGCCUCGAGGCACUCGAUCUACCGCCCUUUUGUACACAAGGACCUCAAGGCUUGUUCUCACGUCUUCCAAAGGAUUGACUUGGUAAACGGCCAAGAGAAGACGGUGUCCACUGACGCGUUGAAACCAGCUUAUCUCGAAGAAGAGAACUUGGAGCCGCAACAACCAUUGCCGCUGUCUCAACUGCUGCCUCCGCAAGCUCUCUCGCAUCAGCGGCCUUUCGAACCCGAGCAUCAAGAAGACGCUUCGCCGUCGUAG
This is a messenger RNA of Phymastichus coffea, 570 nucleotides long. RefSeq lists its product as uncharacterized. The transcript is spliced from 2 exons. Lineage: Eukaryota; Metazoa; Arthropoda; Insecta; Hymenoptera; Eulophidae. Bases 1 to 570 code for a protein of 189 amino acids. The record is from RefSeq and is a predicted model, not a curated record. Gene Ontology annotation, molecular function: nucleic acid binding.